This is a messenger RNA of Dromiciops gliroides (monito del monte), 1329 nucleotides long. RefSeq names its product TNF receptor superfamily member 12A (gene TNFRSF12A). Gene Ontology annotation, biological process: positive regulation of apoptotic process. Lineage: Eukaryota; Metazoa; Chordata; Mammalia; Microbiotheria; Microbiotheriidae. The transcript is spliced from 5 exons. The record is from RefSeq and is a predicted model, not a curated record. Gene Ontology annotation, molecular function: protein binding. Gene Ontology annotation, cellular component: plasma membrane. Bases 85 to 453 code for a protein of 122 amino acids.
CCGCCCCGGAUAGGGUGGGCGGCGGGCGUGCCUCCCUGAAUCCGCGUCCCGGCUCAGAACGGGACCGGCCUCGGGAGGCACACCAUGGCUCUGGGACCGCUAGUGGCACUAGUGGCGCUGACCGUGCUGAGAUUGACUCGCGGGGAGCCAGCCUCAGCACCCUCCCCCUGUCCUCAGGGCAGUUCUUGGAGCCCAGACCUGGACAAGUGCAUGGACUGUUCCUCGUGUCCAGCUCGACCCUACAGUGACUUUUGCCCUGGCUGCACUACAGCACCUCCACCUCCUUUUCCUCUGCUGUGGCCAGUCUUGGGGGGCACACUAGGGCUGAUGCUCAUUUUAGGGCUCCUUUCUGGCCUUCUGGUAUGGAGACAGUGCAGGAGGAAAGAGAAGUUCACCACCCCCAUUGAAGAGACAGGGGGAGAAGGAUGUCCAGGCACAGCUUUGAUCCAGUAAUGAUUUGGCCUGUUUCCAACUUUGCCUGGUAUUGCAGGAAUCUCACCUUGGUGUUCCUGUUCUCCAAUGAUCCCCCCCCCCUCACACACACACAUUCUUCUCUCACUCUUAUGUUUCUCUUCAUAUACCCAGAAGAGAAGUAGGGGCUCAAACCUGGGGUCUUAUCCUAGGACUGCUCACUGGCUGAAGAAUGCAACAUUUGCACAACUUGGGGGGGGGCAGCGGUGUUUCCCUUCCCCCAACAAUCACACUGCCAUCCCCUCCCCCUGGCAGCACUAGGGGCUCUGGGCUAAGAGAAUACCCCUUGAUAUAACACUCAGGACCUUGAUUUCCAGUCCCCUCAAAUGUGCUGGGACAAGGCAGCUGUAUCUUGUUGGGGGGCAGGGUACAGUGCUCUAUCCCCCUAGAGUAGGGGCUGGGCCUCUAGGGGAGCUGGCCCUCUUUGGUCAUCCCACAAGGUAGGGGAGAUAUUUAUUUGGGGGAGCAAGGAGGGAGGGAGGGAAUAGAACAUGUAUAAAUAAAAGUUAUUUUGAUUUCAAGUUUGAUUCUUAACUUCAUUUGAGUGGAGAGGUAAGACCCCCAUUUUCCCCCUCAGUACAUGGGUCUGAACCCAGUCUCCUAACAGAACUGGGCAUCUCCAUCCCCCUUUUUGGCUUGGUACCCAACUGUUUCUCUUGCUAGAGCAGGGAAGAGUUUGUGUGAGUCAGCCCGGGUGGGGGCGGGCCCUGACUCACACAUUCUCAAUGUCUGGGCGGGUCUAGCCCCAACUCGCUUUCCAGGGAAGACUGAAAGGAACCCUGGCAUCCGUCCCCUCAGGCCCCAACUCCCCAGACGGCUUCCCUCCCCAAUAAAGCUACUUGCUUUUUAUUGCCCACC